AUGGGCCUUCGCCGAGGGCUCGAGUCCUCGGAAAAUGGCACUUCGGGUAUUUCCGAGCCAUCAUCGGAUUUCGAGGACUUGCGAACCCUCCUUGCACCUUCGAGAAAACGCGGGCUUGGAAGUCCCGAACGUCGCACCUUAGAGCGACGAGGGCUCGGAAGUCCCGAACAUCUGUAUUCGACGGCUCGAAAUUUUUCUCGAGGGCUCGGCACCUAUCUAAAAUCCGAGGGGUCGAAAUCGAUAUCCGGCGGAAGCUUAUAUUGA
This is a messenger RNA of Didymodactylos carnosus, 264 nucleotides long. NCBI's taxonomy places the organism in Eukaryota, Metazoa, Rotifera, Eurotatoria, Philodinida, Philodinidae. The record is from the annotation of a GenBank genome assembly.